Messenger RNA from Spinacia oleracea (spinach), 614 nucleotides. RefSeq lists its product as uncharacterized. The transcript has 2 exons. Bases 70 to 504 code for a protein of 144 amino acids. NCBI's taxonomy places the organism in Eukaryota, Viridiplantae, Streptophyta, Magnoliopsida, Caryophyllales, Amaranthaceae. The record is from RefSeq and is a predicted model, not a curated record.
AAAUUUCACACCGAAAAAACCGAGAAAAUAACAGUUAAAGAAUUAAUUAGAGAGAAAAAAGAAAUAAAAAUGAAGGUGGUGUUGAUUAUGAUUAUGGUAGUGGUGCUAGUGUUAUGUUCUUUGUCAUCAACUUGGGCACAAAUGUCGAAAAUGCCACCAUGUGUAGCAAAAUUGGAAAGUUGCUCAAACAAAGCAAUGGAAAACACUGAUUUUACUAGUGCUGAAAUUCCAUGCUGUUCUGAAUGGGCUCAAGAAAUUAAAGAUAACACACAAUGUGUAUGUGACAACUUUAAGCCUUACUUGGCUUCAUUAUCUGAUUUUUUCAAGGUUUGCAAGAUAGAUGCUCCUACAUGCCCAACAGGUGGUAGUAGCACCGGAAAGGUGAGUACUGGUAGUGCGAUAUCGAGCAACACAAAUAACGGUGCAACCAACAUUUUAUCAUCUACAGUUGGAUUAAUACUACCAACAAUUCUGCUCUUGGUUUUGACAAUAAUACUCAAUUAAUUAGUUUUAACAAUUUGUAAUUCUGGAAUAUAUUCAUGAGUUGAUUAUUUUGCUUUAUACCAGCAGUGGAAUGAUUUGAGUAAUAUUAAUAAAAGUUAUUUUUCCAGUUA